Messenger RNA from Medicago truncatula (barrel medic), 2385 nucleotides. RefSeq lists its product as uncharacterized. Gene Ontology annotation, cellular component: peroxisome. NCBI's taxonomy places the organism in Eukaryota, Viridiplantae, Streptophyta, Magnoliopsida, Fabales, Fabaceae. The coding region runs from base 270 to 1862 and encodes 530 amino acids. The record is from RefSeq and is a predicted model, not a curated record. The transcript has 3 exons. Gene Ontology annotation, molecular function: RNA nuclease activity. Gene Ontology annotation, biological process: regulation of gene expression.
AUUUUUGAGUAGCAAGAAAUUUAGAAAAGAAAUAAACCCUUACUUUUGAAGUCACCCACCAAUUACUUCACUCCCAUUCAUUCUCAUCCAGUACUAUAAAAUAACGCACCGACCUAACUCAACCUCUGUCCUAAAUCUUGUUUCUUCAAAUUUACACGCACACCAGAACACCACCUCAAUCACGGUUUCACCUUCAUCGGAUUUGAUUCCUCAAUAAUUCUCCAUUUACUGCCACUAAUUAUUGGAAGUUCUGGUUUUCUAGUACACUGAUGGCUAACCCAAGCAGAAAUUCUACACAAACAAUGUCGUUGGACUCCAUGGAACAGAAGGGGAAAAAUAUUACUGAAUCUAAUGCAAGCAUAAGUCAAUGUCCUUUAAGCCAGCAACACCGUAACUCCUUAGAUGGUCCAGUAGCUAUCCUUUGGGAUAUUGAAAAUUGUCCUGUUCCAAGUGAUGUACGCCCAGAUGAUGUGGCAGGUAACAUAAGAAUGGCUCUGCAGGUGCACCCAGUAAUUCAAGGAGCUGUUACGACAUUUUCUGCUUAUGGAGAUUUCAAUUCUUUCCCGAGGCGACUUAGAGAGGGCUGCCAGAGAACCGGUGUUAAACUGAUUGAUGUUCCCAAUGGGAGAAAAGAUGCUGCUGACAAAGCGAUCUUGGUUGACAUGUUCUUAUUUGCUCUUGACAAUCCUCCACCGUCCUCUAUCAUGCUAAUCUCUGGAGACGUUGAUUUUGCUCCAGCACUCCACAUUCUUGGUCAGCGUGGAUACACUAUAAUUCUUGUCAUCCCUGCUGGGGUUGGUGUUUCAUCUGCUCUAUGCAAUGCUGGUAAAUUUGUCUGGGACUGGCCAAUUGUGGCUCGUGGAGAAGGUUUUGUUCCCCCUUCAAAGGCUUUGGUGGCACCCCGUGGAGGUUCAGUUGAGCUUGCUGGAUAUUUGAUGGGAUGCCAUAUCAACAAUGACAACACUGAGGGACAAAAUGAAGAAGAAGCGAUAGUUUAUAGAGGGAUGUCACAGAGCUAUUACAACUCAAGGGAAUUCUCAAUGGUAUCACAAUCUCUGUCGGAAUAUAACUCACCAUACAUGCCUUGCUUGCCAACAUCUAUGAGAUCUUAUAGCCUUCCAUCUGGAGUGAAUGAUGUUGCAGGAGGACCUAUUCCUUAUAGCGACAAUACUGAAUGCCAGAUGUGGGUACAGCCUGGGGAUUUAAAUGGUCUCAAGGGUCAGCUGGUAAGGUUGCUCGAACUUUCUGGAGGAUGCGUGCCCCUGGUCCGAAUUCCAGCAGAGUACCAGAAAAUUUAUGGUAAGACACUUUUUAUAUCUGAUUAUGGGGCAUUCAAGUUGGUCGAUCUUUUCAAAAAAAUGGAUGAUGCUAUUUCUGUGGAAGGGAAAGGGGCUCGCAGAUUUGUAUAUCUCAAAAACAGGAAGGGAGGCCCAAGUGCUCCUCAGGUGUCUCUUGCAAAGAAAGAUAAGAAAGGAAAAAGGGAACUGGAAGAGAAUGCAAAUGUUGUCAAUGGUAGCUGCUCUUCAGAUGAGUUGUCAGAUGAAGAAAGAGUUGUUGUAGAAGAACAUGAUGAAAGAAGUUUUACAGGAAAGGGUAAUAAGGGGAGAGCAGUCAGAUGUGAAAUUGAUGGCAGUGUUGAGCAGUUUAAGUGUGAGCUGCAGGAGAUUCUGGUCAGCUAUUCCUGUCGGAUACUUCUAAGUUGUUUUGAGGCUGUAUACCAGCAACGAUACAAGAAACAGUUGGAAUAUCAGAGAUAUGGUGUGGAUAAGCUGGAGGAUUUGUUGGAGAAAGUGAGUGAUGUGGUAACAUUGCACGAGGAACCAGUAAGCAAGAGGAAAUUCCUGGCUGCUGUCGAUGCUUAGAAACUUAAGCAAGAAACUGCUUGCUAUUUUGUUUUAACCUUUCUGGUGUUUUUAAGGCAAAUCCUAAUAUGUCUUAAGAGCACCGAUUAAGGAAUCAAAGGUGAAAAGCUAUUAUUGAAAAAUGUAGUAUUUAAUAUUACUAAUGCUAUAUUUUUCGAUAAAAAAGGUUCUAUAUCUUGAUUUCUUAACCGCAGGGUGCUCUUUGUGAGAACCCUUAAAUGUACCACCAACGCUCAGAAAAUACGUCUUUUCCCUAGCCACAUCAUCUGUUUCUGUUAAUUUAUUUCUUUUGUCUUGUAAACAUGAUAUGCUGGGCGUAAGUGUUUUUUUAUAGUCACUGUCCUGCAUGUAUUUGAACCUUGUAUAAUUCCUGUGCUCCUUAUUUCCAGUAAGUUGGGAGAAUGUGUAACACUAAUAGUUUUUUCACUUUUAUCCUGGAUUCAAUCUUGAUAGUCAUAAACAGUUUUUAUAUGUAUGUUGACGUAUUGAGAUACUAAUUCCUAUUUGAACAUCAUUCUUUUUA